AUGAAAUUUGCUAUUAUUGCAGCCAUGCUUUUGGUCAGCGCUUUCGCUGCCAGAAUUGAGCUCACUAAGACUAACACUGAGAAGAAGAUGGUCACUCAUCUGAAGGAGUCCUUCGCUAAGGGCAAUAUCAAGACUAUUAGUCAUGCCGAGCUUUUGAGAAGUUCUAAUGAUGUCCCAAUGACCACAAAUUUGGAUAACCUGGUCUUGACCGAUCAUCCAUCUAUCCCACUUGAGAACUUUGAGGACCUUCAAUACUAUGGAGCUGUUGAAGUAGGAAGCAAUGCUGAUUCUUAUAACUUCGUCCUCGAUACCGGAUCAGGAUGGGCUUGGGUAUCUGCUAAGGGAUGCGACAACUGCCCAGGAGAGAACAGAUUUGACUCCUCCAAAUCCACUUCCUUCGAGACCACCGGACAAAGGAAAGACUUGAGCUAUGGUAAAGGAUUCGCUUCCGGACCAAUCUCUUAUGAUGAAUUCUACAUGGGCACUGAGGGAUCAACUCAUCUCAGAUUCAUUCCAGCUGAUAAAUCUAAGGAUAUGGAAGGCACCAAGGCUGAUGGAAUUAUCGGACUCACCCCAGUUUCUACCGGUGGAGAAGAGCUUUUCGUUGACAGACUUCACGAAGAUGGUGUCAUCAACAAGAGAGAAUUCACUACCUACAUUGGAAAGCAAGACGAGCAAUCCUACAUUGACUUCGGAGCUAACGAAGCUGAUACAUCUGAUGUAACCUAUAUCCCACUUUCAAAGUUGCCAGGAACUAGAGAACUCAUCUACUGGAGUGCCGACUUCGAUUCCUUCACUGUUGCAGGACACGACCUUGAUCUCACCUAUACCUCAACUAUUUGGGACACUGGAACUUCAUUGAUUGGAUUUGGUCCAAGUGAUCACAAGAAGGUAGUCAGCGGACUUGCUAACGGAAAGCAACUUGUCAAGACUUCUGAUGGAUUCUACGGAGUUGGAGACUGUAGCGAUGCUUCUCAAAUUGACUCUCUUGACCUUACCUUCAACGGACAUGAAAUCAGUGUUCCAUCUGACGAAUUCGUUGUCCUCUUGCCAGAAGAUAAGCCAGAAUACUGCUUCUUCUUGCUCUUCGAAAUCAAUCUUCCAGGAGCUUUAUUGGGAGAUUCUUUCCUUAGAGACUUGAGCAUCAUCCAUGACCAGGAGGAACAGAGACUUGGUGUCUUCCCAAAGAAGACCGCUGAAGAUCUCAUUAAAGAGUCUGCUUAA
This is a messenger RNA of Moneuplotes crassus, 1224 nucleotides long. The record is from the annotation of a GenBank genome assembly. Lineage: Eukaryota; Ciliophora; Spirotrichea; Euplotida; Euplotidae.